GAAUGUGACAGUGUGAGCGUGCUCCCCCUGACAGCUGCACACUGGGCCCAAAUCAAAACAAGCCUGCACCUCAGACACACACACACUUGUUGCAGUACUGGAUCCAUCACUGCUGCCAGCUGGGAGGACAGCAAGGUGGGUGUGGAGGAGCUUAUGGGCCAAACAAGAUCUUUAUAUCUAUAUCAAACAGGAACUCAACUAGAGCAUCAUCAAAGCCAGAGUGGAGGAAACUUCAGCCCAGUCUGAAACAGAAUGGGGGAGGAUAAGGAUCCAGACAUUGAGUUGUUUGUGAAGGCGGGCAGCGAUGGGGAGAGCAUUGGGAACUGUCCGUUCUCUCAGAGGCUCUUCAUGAUCCUGUGGCUGAAGGGGGUGGUGUUCAAUGUCACUACAGUAGAUCUCAAAAGAAAACCAGCUGAUCUUCAUAAUCUGGCUCCUGGAACGCACCCACCUUUCCUCACCUUCAAUGGAGAAGUACAGACCGAUGUCAACAAGAUCGAGGAGUACCUAGAGGAGAUGCUAGCACCUCCAAAGUACCCCAAACUCGCUGCAAAAAACAGGGAGUCCAACACAGCAGGAAACGACAUCUUCUCUAAGUUCUCUGCAUACGUUAAGAACACACAGCCUGAAGCUAACGCCAGUCUUGAGAAUGGUCUGCUGAAAGCUCUGAGGAAACUAGACAACUAUCUCAACACUCCUCUGCCUGAGGAGAUUGAUGCAGACAGCAUGGAAGAGGAGAAGUGCUCAACCCGCAAAUACCUGGACAGCAAUGAGUUAACACUGGCAGACUGCAACCUCCUUCCUAAACUACAUGUUGUCAAGGUUGUUUCCAAGAAAUACCGUAAUUUUGACAUCCCGUCGGAAUACACAGGGGUGAGGCGCUACCUACAGAAUGCUUACGCACGAGACGAGUUCAUCAACACGUGUGCUGCAGACAAGGAGAUAGAACUGGCCUAUCAGGACGUAGCCAGGAGACUGACCAAGUGACCCAUCAAGUGACCCUAAAAUCAACCAUCCUGUAUCACGUAUGCACUUAUUUCCACAGACGAAUCUACAGUAAGACUGCUCAGCACUGGAAAGCAGGGGUUCGGUUUAUAGAUUCACUCUUCUGUCUGGAGGAAUUUUAAACGUAUCUUCUUUAUUGUGUGUGUUGCCUUCAGGACACCAUAUUGGAUUGGUCCUUUAAUCGCCCUAGAUAGACUGUUGCCUGGUUCUAAUGCUGCCUGUGUACACUUUGCAUGCUGUUGCCAUUUUAUUCCCCUGGUGCAAGUGGCAUGAAUUCGUCUUAUCAGCAACUCUGUAAUGGGCUUGAGAUUACACUGUGCCACUGAAAUUGUUUGUUUAAAGUCUUGUGUUUUUUCCUGAACUGCAUUUUGUUUCAGAGUAUAUUUCUUUUUGCUGCUUUUCUACUGUCUGUUCUCCUGUCUGUACACAGUCAUAUAUCACCAGUGUUGAAUCAUACAGUGUUCUCCAGUGUCCACGUCAGGCAUGCACAUGUAAACUGGGCUUAACUGAUUGUUUGUUUGUUUUUUUUAUUAUUUUUUCCCAGUUAAUUCUGUUCUCAAAUCAUGUCUUCAAAUCACAGAUGGAUUAUAGAUUACAGUUCUGCCGCUUGAUCCUGCCUUUUUCCAGUUAUGGUUUCUUAACCUGGGAUAUGAGAAUGUAUUUAAUUUAAUGUGUAUGUAGCCUAAAUCUCAUCUAAUUUCUGCAUUAAUAUGCUUAAUUGCAGUUGCUGGACAGUAUUGGAUUUUUUAAACUGAACUUAACCUGAGAUAAACUGUGAAAACCACACAGUGAUUAAUCCACAUUGCCUUUAUGGAAAUGCCUAAAGAAAGUGUGUACACAACCAAACAGAGCCAUCUAGUGGAGAAACAUUGCAAAAUGUACAAUGUUACAUCCCAAUGUGAAUAUAUAAUUAUGUAACUUUUCAUCAGUCAUGUAAUAUCCAGUCAGAUUAUUCACUGCACAUUCAGUAAUAAGUUAUCUUUUAUUAUGGGUAUUAUAACAGCAAUCAUUCAUGUCUAAACAUGUCCUACAUUUUCUUUCAAACAAUUGAAAGAAAUGUGGGCACACAUGGAACUGUGUUCUGAUAUUUAUAAUAUAAUAUUUUGUAACUAGCCCUUUCUGGAAUUGGGGGAAUAUUUUAAAUAUGGAAAGACUCUGUUUUUUGGUAAACCAGUAAAAGAAACUGAGAUUUCUGAGAUUUUUUACUAUUUUGUCUGAAAUGUGAAUGGACAUUUUUUUAAACACGUGUUUAAAAAAUAUAUAUUUGAGAUUUUAAGAUGCAGUCUAUAUCACAAUAAAAUAUUUGACCGGUAAUUACAGUACAAUACUGUAGAUCCUUUAAUACAAUUUUAAUAAUUAGAUUAGAUGUUUUUUACACAUGUCUUCUACAUGUCACAUGUGCACUGAGUGCACAGACUGUAUAGAUUUUUUUAAUUCAAACUGUUUGCAGAUUUGCAGAGUUGGCCAAAACAUUUGAACGGACAUAUAAUAUAUAUAUAUAUAUAUAUAUAUAUAUAUAUAUAUAUAUAUAUAUAUAUAUAUAUAAAAAAAGAAAAUAGAUGUUCUAUGCAAUUAACUUUAUACUUUAUAUAUGUUAAUAGAGUAAGCACAUAAACCUGAGAAUCAGACUUUAAUAAAGAAAAUACUAAAUAAAUAAUAAUAAUAAUAAUAAUAAUAAUAAAGAAAAUAUAUGAGAUUAAAAUGUACCCCCAAUUCUAGAAUGACCUAGAACUGUACAUGUACAAACCUGUCCCGAAUUCUGGAUGGUUCUCAGGUAUUUCUGGACCUAUGUGAAACCUGUAUGUGUUUGAAUUGACUCUUCGUCUAAUGUAAAAUAAAUCUAUUUUUUGAA
Astyanax mexicanus (Mexican tetra) is the source of this 2854-nucleotide messenger RNA. RefSeq names its product chloride intracellular channel 5a (gene clic5a). Lineage: Eukaryota; Metazoa; Chordata; Actinopteri; Characiformes; Acestrorhamphidae. The record is from RefSeq and is a predicted model, not a curated record. The coding region runs from base 253 to 984 and encodes 243 amino acids. The transcript is spliced from 6 exons.